This is a messenger RNA of Morchella sextelata, 492 nucleotides long. RefSeq lists its product as uncharacterized. Lineage: Eukaryota; Fungi; Ascomycota; Pezizomycetes; Pezizales; Morchellaceae. The record is from RefSeq and is a predicted model, not a curated record. Bases 1 to 492 code for a protein of 163 amino acids. The transcript is spliced from 3 exons.
AUGUGCCAUCACGUCAUAACAUACUACCCCUUCUGCGGCUGUCCCACGCUAGAAGUCACGGCUCGUGAUGCCGUCUUUAUACUCGACGGCCACGACAGAAACAUGUGCACAGGCUAUACCUUCUAUCCCUGCACGCGCACCAGGACCGCCGCCAGCCUCUGCGUCCCCUGGCGCGGCAACGCCGAGUCUUAUCAGCGGCAGAUCAAGGCCCGCUCCGACACCAUUAUACUGGUGUCGUUGGGAGACUGCGGGUUAGGGUCGAGGAAUGUGAUGGGCGGAUGUAAGUCCCGCGGAGCUCAGAGGGCGGCCAGGGAUAGUUUUGGAGCAUUGUUGGAGGAGGAGAUGGUGAGGGGGGUGAAGAGGGGGGCGGAGGAGGAGAUGCAGAGGUGUGUGUUUGUGAGGGAGAGGAAUGAGGAGCUGUUGGAGGUGGUGGAGAGGAGAAUGGGGGGAGGGAUGGAGAUGUCGGUCGGGGGUGGGCUGGUGGAGAGGUAG